CAAGUGUGGGGGAGAGAGAGAGAGAGAGAGCGUGAGCCGGGCAGCGAGUGUAGUCCGCCGAAUGUCCGCCUCCUGGAACCGCCGAUGAGUCCGCCUUGCGUUCCUGUGCGCGCCGCUUGACAACGCUCAAGGCCAGCUGGGUCCACGGCGUCCGCGCGCGUCCCGAUCCCCGGGUCCCACCAGCCUUGGGGGGCUGCGCGUUUUUUUCAGGAGCACCUGACAUUUCCUGUGGCAGACCGACUUAUACUGGAGCAUGGCGCAGACCAACAGCGGCGGGCAGGGGACCAACGGGGUGGCGGACGAGUCCCCCAAUAUGAUCGUGUACAGAAAGAUGGAGGAAGUAAUAGCGCGCAUGCAGGAAGAGAAAAACGGAAUUCCGAUCCGAACAGUCAAAAGCUUCCUCACCAAGAUCCCCAGUGUUUUUUCAGGUUCUGAUAUUGUACAGUGGAUGGUCAAGAAUCUAGACAUUGAAGAUCAAGUUGAGGCUCUUCACCUCGGAACGCUGAUGGCCGCGCAUGGUUACUUCUUUCCCAUCUCAGACCAUGUCCUCACCCUCAAAGAUGACGGCACGUUCUAUAGGUUUCAGACUCCAUACUUUUGGCCAUCAAACUGCUGGGAACCAGAAAACACAGACUAUGCUGUUUACCUCUGCAAAAGAACAAUGCAAAACAAAGCACGUCUGGAGCUUGCAGACUACGAAGCAGAGAGCUUAGCAAGGCUACAGCGAGCUUUCGCCAGGAAAUGGGAGUUCAUUUUUAUGCAAGCAGAAGCACAAGCAAAAGUGGAUAAGAAAAGGGACAAAAUCGAGAGGAAAAUUCUCGACAGCCAGGAAAGAGCCUUCUGGGACGUGCACAGACCAGUGCCUGGAUGUGUGAAUACAACAGAGGUCGACAUUAAGAAGUCCUCCAGAAUGAAAAAUCCACACAAAACCCGAAAGUCCGUGUAUGGCCUGCAGAACGAUAUCCGUGCGCACAGCCCGACCCACACUCCGGCCCCGGAGGCCAAGCAGCCGACCGAAGAGGAGCUGCAGGAGCAGAUCACAUUUUGGCAAUUGCAAUUAGACCGGCAUCGACUGAAAAUGUCCAAAGUGGCGGAGAGUUUGUUGGGUUACACAGAGCAGUACAUAGAAUACGACCCCUUCCUCACGCUCCCAGAUCCGUCCAACCCCUGGAUCUCAGAUGACACUACACUGUGGGAGCUGGAAGCAAGUAAGGAGCCCGGUCAGCAAAGGGUAAAAAGGUGGGCUUUCGGCAUUGACGAGGUUCUCAAAGACCCCGUGGGGAGGGAACAGUUCCUCAAGUUCCUCGAAUCUGAGUUCAGCUCGGAGAAUCUCAGGUUCUGGCUAGCGGUCCAGGAACUAAAGAAACGCCCCAUCCGAGAAGUCCCAACUCGGGUUCAGGAGAUCUGGCAGGAGUUUUUGGCUCCGGGCGCACCCAGCGCCAUCAACGUGGACUCCAAGAGCUAUGACAAAACCACCCAGAACGUCAAAGACCCGGGACGCUAUGCCUUUGAAGACGCACAGGAACACAUCUACAAGCUGAUGAAGAGUGAUUCCUACAGCCGCUUCAUUCGGUCCAGUGCCUAUCAGGAGUUAUUGCAGGCCAAGAAGAAGAAGAGUAAGAACCUCUUCUGAAAGCUGUUCUUUCCAGGAGGAGACCACGGGGAUCCAAGCGGCGGAGCAGUCGUGUGCCAUCAUGCUAAAAAAAAAUGUUAAAAAUAAAAAAAUAAAUCAAUGCCAUCUCUCUCUCUCUGGGACAUGGAGAGCAGCCAUGUCAUCGCUCCAUCAUCGUUGUCUAUCGGCCCAGCCGGGUAACGAGUGGGCCGGGCCCGAUCUGUUCGUCUCUCGUCCAUCAGCCGUUGCACAUCCGUGGAGACUGGGAUGCUCCUUGUCCUCUCUCCUCCUCUUACAAUAACUGACAUUACAAGAUUACUUUGAAGAAACAAAACAAAAAAACAAGAAGCAUUGCUGGACUUGAGAGGAUGCUGACAAACUUGGAGAGAUGGGGGAGGGGGGGAAAAAAGAAAAGAAAAAGGGGCUAAAAUCCGGUUUUGUUCCGGUGCUUUCCAUUGUCAAUGCUGGAUCUGAGGCCUUCUUUCACUUCCUGCUAAAACAAAUGAUGUCAGAGAGAGAGAGAGAGAGAGAGAGAGAGAGAGAGAGAGAGAGAGAGAGAGAGAGAGAGAGAGAGAGAGAGAGAGAGAGGGGGGGGGGGGGGAGGAGGGGGAAUAAAAAUAAAUUAAAACAUAGACAAAUAAGCUUCAAAUGAUAAAUCUAGCCAGUGUCAUUGCUUUACAUGAUAUGGUGAAAGACUUUGUCACACUACGGGAAAGUGUUGUGCAGAAUGAAUAUACAAUAUAUAUACACACACACACACACCUAUAUUAAUAUGAUUGUUUAGUGUGCAUUUAUUUAUGUUUUGCUUUGCAUUACUUUAUUGCACUACAAUAAUCAGCACAUAAUUGGUUUCCAUUUCACUUGUAAAAGUCCCAUCCAAACCUGGAGGAAGCUACUGUCUGCUGUCUUAUGUAAAACAUAACUAGGUUUUUUUCUCUCUGCAUUUAUUUUUAUACCAUAUUUAAAGACACUUUUACUUACUUGUGUUAUUAAAGUCGGCCCUCUG
This is a messenger RNA of Phycodurus eques (leafy seadragon), 2618 nucleotides long. RefSeq names its product regulator of G protein signaling 7a (gene rgs7a). Gene Ontology annotation, biological process: regulation of G protein-coupled receptor signaling pathway; G protein-coupled receptor signaling pathway; intracellular signal transduction. Bases 254 to 1633 code for a protein of 459 amino acids. The transcript is spliced from 18 exons. NCBI's taxonomy places the organism in Eukaryota, Metazoa, Chordata, Actinopteri, Syngnathiformes, Syngnathidae. The record is from RefSeq and is a predicted model, not a curated record.